Clarias gariepinus (North African catfish) is the source of this 13733-nucleotide messenger RNA. It is a transcript of the gene hspg2, whose product is annotated as heparan sulfate proteoglycan 2. The record is from RefSeq and is a predicted model, not a curated record. Bases 271 to 12888 code for a protein of 4205 amino acids. The transcript has 96 exons. Lineage: Eukaryota; Metazoa; Chordata; Actinopteri; Siluriformes; Clariidae. Gene Ontology annotation, molecular function: calcium ion binding; protein binding.
UUUUUUUCGCUCCGCUUCUCUACAUCAGGCAGCUUUGCACAACUUUUCGGCUCCGUAGAAUAACACAGGAAGCCCGACACAGAUAUCGCGACCCCCGGCAGGUUUGGGAACAGCUCCCGCCGCACACGCUCACGGCUCGGGUCGGUGGAUGAGCGCGGCACGGAGACACGGCACCGCUUUCCCACGCAACGUAUUAAAAAGAGGCAAAGUUUCUCGUGAAGGCGGCUCGUGCUGAGAACUUCUCGGUCCCUGUUCCGCCUGGGGGGGAAAAUGGGGACUCGAACCGGAGCGCGAGGGCUUUCUCUUUUGAUCCUCAUGGUCAUCGGGUCGCAUCUCAUUAACGUGGCCCAGAGCUCAAAGGUAUGGGAUGAGGUUCCAGUUCCAGAGGAUCUCGAAGCAGCAAGCGUGCCGAGACUUCAACGCUACCUUGAAGACGAUGAAGACUUUGCUGCUGAUCAAGGUUCAGGAGAUUUAAUUAGUGGAGACGAGGAAGGAAGCACCUCAGAAAUUUUUUCAGCUGACCCCUCUACAACAAUUUACUAUCGCGCCCUGGUGAACUUCACAGACUCGUUCACCUACGGGCCUGAACUCGACGACAUCGAUUCCGCCGCCUUCCAAGAAAUCUCCGCCGCCAUUGUUGACACGCUUGAAUCUGACUACUCCAAGAUAGCAGGAACCCAGACUGUCAAUGUGGUCCUCAUCAAGCAAAUUGGCAAGGAUGUGUUUGUGGAACUGGACGUGGGCUCGGAAGACAACGCCAACGAGUCUCAGCUCCGGCAGGUCCUUUACUCCGUGGUUGAGGAGGGAUCCAUUUCAUCCUACACCAUCUCUCCCAAUGGCUUCCAAUUUAGACGCCUAGGAGAACCUGAUACCGGCCUCCACGUGGAGCCGCUAGCCUCACCAGUGAAGCCCAGUCCAGUUGAGCCCUGUUCCAGUGACGAGUUCAGCUGUAGAAGCGGAGCGUGUAUACCUCAGCAUUAUGUCUGUGACAACAGACCAGACUGUCCAGACAUGAGCGAUGAGAUUAAUUGUGAAAAACCUGUGACUCUUCCACCCAUUCAAAUACCAUUUACCACGUCAGAGAUCAAAACCCCGGCACGCCCCGGACCGUGCCGCUCCGAUCAGUCCACCUGCCAGAACGGGCAGUGCAUCUCCCGAGACUACCUGUGCGACGGAGAGUCCGACUGCAGCGACGGAAGUGAUGAGUUCAAGUGCGGAACCCCGUCGCCUUGCGAGCCUAACGAGUUUAAGUGCCAGAACGGCCGGUGUGCUCUCAAGCUGUGGCGCUGCGACGGAGACAACGACUGCCAUGACAACUCCGACGAGAUCAACUGUCCGGCUAAAAGACCCGGGGAUGUGUGCGCGCCCGAGCAGUUCACGUGUCUGAGUGACCAGACCUGCAUUCCAGCCAGCUACCAGUGUGACGAGGAGGCGGACUGUCCUGACCGCUCCGAUGAAUACGGCUGUGUUGCACCCACUGUGACCAGCCCUCCGGAGGAGUCCGUUAGCGCGACACGGGGCCAGACGGUGACCUUCAGGUGCAUAGCCUCGGGCGUGCCCGUCCCCAUCAUCACCUGGAGGCUUAAUUGGGGCCACAUUCCAGCCAGUAACAGGAUUACAAUGACCAGCGAAAACGGCCACGGGAUGCUGACCAUUCGUGACGUGAAGGAAGGAGAUCAGGGCGCGUACACGUGCGAAGCCAUAAACGCUAAGGGCUUGGUGUUCGCCAUUCCAGAUGGCGUUUUAACCCUGACACGAGAAUCAAAUAACUGUCCGGGUGGGCACUUUAACAUCGGCAACCGCUGCGUGCCCUGCUUCUGCGCCGGCAUCAGCAAGAACUGCCACGGCACCCGGCGCUACCGCAGCCAGAUCGCGCUGCGCUUCACUGAGGAGGAGGACUUUAAAGGAGUCAACGUGUCCUUCCCGUCUCGGCCCAGCUCUCCUCCGCCUCUCUCCUCCACACAGAUGAUGGUUAAUCCGGAGGUGGAGGAGUUCCAGCUGGUGGAUUUAUCUCGUCGUUUCCUGGAUCUGGAAUCGUACUGGACUCUACCACGCCAGUUUCUUGGCAGCAAGGUGGACUCCUACGGCGGUUACCUGAAGUAUAAGGUGCGGUACUUGCUGCAGAGGGAUGGCUCCGAGCCAGUGGACAAGCCUGACGUGGUGCUGAGGGGUAACGGCCACAGACUGGUCUACCGCCGUGGCCCUACCACUUUCCCCGACGUUAAAAACCAGAGAGAGAUCAAGUUCACCGAGGAAAACUGGCAGCACUCGUCCGGGCAGCCGGUGAGCCGCGAGGAUCUCCUGAUGACCCUGGCGAACCUGGAGAGCAUCAGCAUCCGCACCGUCUAUAACAACCGCAUGGCCAGCGUGGGUCUGAGUGACAUAACCAUGGACACCACCAGUACAGUGUUCAGCUUUCAGGGCCAGCCUAAUGACGUGGAGGAGUGCAGGUGUCCACCCGGUUACUCCGGCCUCUCCUGCGAGUCGUGUUCGUCCGGGUUCGAGCGGGUACCUGGGGGACGUUAUCUGGGCACUUGCGCUGGCUGUAAUUGCCACGGCCAUGCCAGUGCCUGUGACCCCAUCAGCGGACACUGCCUGAGUUGUCAGCACAACACGGAGGGGCCGCAGUGUGACAAAUGCCGUCCCGGCUACUUCGGCGAUCCCAGCCGGGGUCGACCGGACGACUGUAAGCCCUGUCCCUGUCCUUACACAGAGACAUCUCGCAGGUUUUCAGACACUUGCUUCCUGGAUGUGGACGGUCAGGCCACGUGCGACGCGUGCGAACCAGGCUACACCGGACGCCGCUGUGAGAGGUGUGCGCCCAGAUAUGAGGGAAAUCCUCUACAACCCAACGGCAGAUGCAUUCCACAAAACGAAGAACUUAUCCGCUGUGACAACAGAGGAACCAUCAGUUCCAGCAGCAGACCAUGCAACUGCAAGGCCAACGUUGCUGGAGCUUUGUGCGACCAGUGUAAGCCAGGAUCCUUCCAUCUUUUCGGUGGAAAUCCUGACGGCUGUUUGCAGUGUUUCUGCAUGGGAGUGACCAAGGAGUGUGCCAGCUCCACCUGGACCAGAGAUCAGGUGCGAGGCGGCGUCAACGGCCAGCUGUUUUCUCUCGCCAACGAAGGCAAUACUCGUUCCGUCACCGAGGGCAUCACGCAGAGAGGUGGCGCCGAGGUCGUCUACCGCUCGUUUUCCAGCAUCCCUAAAGACAUCUACUACUGGGUGCUGCCCCAAAGCUUCCAAGGAGACAAGGUGACGGCGUAUGGAGGAGAGCUGCGUUACAAAGUGCGUUAUGAGCCAGGCCCGCGCAGCCUGGUGAUCGAAAACAAGCCUGAUGUGGUUCUCCAGGGCAACGGCAUCUUCCUGGAGCACUACUCGCUCACCAAGACACUGCCACGAGUCCCCACCACCUUCGCUGUGACCUUCCGACCGUCUGCAUGGAGGAGAUCUGAUGGACAGCCGUGCACCAGAGAGCACCUGCUGAUGGCCCUGGCUGACAUCUCCGUCUUCAUGAUCAGAGCCACUUACGCGGACGAGAUGGCCGAGAGCAGUCUCGCUGAUAUCCAGAUGGACAUCGCGGUGCCACAUUCCACCGGGAACGAACAGGCUCUGGAAGUAGAGGAGUGCGCCUGUCCUCAGGGAUACAGAGGCCCAUCGUGCCAGGAUUGCGAUGAGGGAUACACACGGACAGGAUCAGGCCUCUACCUUGGCACCUGUGAGAAGUGCGAGUGCCACGGGCACGCUAGCGGCUGUGACUCAGAGACGGGUGCAUGCUUGCAAUGCCAGCACAACACAGCUGGAGCCAGAUGUGAAAACUGUCGUGUGGGUUUCUACGGUGAUCCAGUGACCGGUGGUAUACAUGCUUGCCGACAGUGCCCUUGUUUUGGACCCGCCUCUGCAAGCAGCGAGAUGAAAGCUUGCUACCUGGACACAGAUGGACACCCUACUUGCAGUAGCUGUCCUCCUGGUUAUACCGGACGGCGCUGUGAGAGAUGUGCUCCUGGAUACACCGGCAAUCCUGAACAUGGACAGAGCUGCACUAAAGGAAACGGGAAUUGCCAAAACUGCGACCAGCGAGGAAGCGAAGGCUGCGAUUCAAACGGGAUCUGCCGCUGCAAGAUGAACGUCGAGGGUCCGUCCUGCUCCAGCUGCAAGCCUGGCGCCUUCAACCUCAGCCCUGCCAACAAAGAUGGCUGCCUGGCGUGCUUCUGCAUGGGCGUCACUCAGCAGUGCUCCAGCUCAUCUUUGUACAGAGAUGUUGUCAGCACUGUGUUCGCACCCGGAAAUGUCCAAGGCUUCACUCUGGUGAACCGGCAACGCACCAACCGCAUCACUACCGGCUUUUCUGUGGAAUUGUCCACGGAGGGAACGCAGCUCUCCUUCACCAACUUCGACCACCACAGCCUCGAGCCUCACUUCUGGCAGCUGCCCUCAAGUUACCAGGGAGAUAAGUACUCUCUGGUCUACAAAGGGUCUAGCAUGCACUCGGAGGAUGUUCUCUUCUGGAAGCUCCCCGAGAAGUACCAUGGGGACAAGGUUAACGCCUACGGAGGAAAGCUCAAGUACACCAUCUCGUACGUGAUCGGUCCGAGAGGCACUCCGAUUGAGGACGUAGACGUUCAGAUCAUUGGCAAUGACAUCACCCUGGUGGCACGCCAGGAUUGGAAAAUGGGGCCAGGGACAAGACAGACCCGUACCUUCGAGUUCAUCUUUCGAGAGGAGUACUGGCAGCGUCCUGAUGGCAUGCCCGCCACUCGGGAACACCUGCUGAUGGUGCUAGCCGACCUGGAUGACAUCCUGAUUCGAGCCUCUUACCACACUGUCGAGCGCUCGUCCAGCAUCUCGGGGGUCAGCAUGGAGAUCGCCGUGCCUCAAUACACCGGUCUGGAGCGGGCUGUGGAUGUGGAGCAGUGCCGCUGCCCACCUGGGUAUCAUGGCCUGUCUUGUCAGGACUGCGCUCAAGGCUACACCCGGACAGGUGGAGGACUCUACCUGGGCCACUGUGAGCCGUGUGAAUGCAACGGUCAUUCAGACUCCUGCCACCCAGAGACUGGCACCUGCACGUACUGCCAGCAUAACACCAUGGGUGAGCUAUGUGAACAGUGUUCUGCUGGGUUCUUCGGAGACGCCAGUGCGGGAACCCCGGAAGACUGUCAGCCCUGCGCCUGUCCUCAUACCGACUCAGAGCACCAAUUCUCGCCCACUUGUGAGAGUCUGGGUAACGGGGACUACCGGUGUACUGCCUGUCAGCCGGGAUACACGGGCCAGUACUGUGAGCGGUGUGCCCCUGGAUAUUUCGGAAACCCACAACAGAGGGUCAAAUGCCGGCCGCAGAAUGCAGGUGCCUCUUUAGUGGUGAAGGUCUACCCCGAGAGGGUGCAGGUGUCUCCUGGCAGCUCAGUCACCCUCAGGUGUCAGGCAUCCGGACCUCCGCCACACUAUUUCUACUGGACACGUAAUAAUGGCCUUCCCAUCUCCAGCUCAGCUGAGAGACGCAGACAAGGAGAAGAGUUGCAUUUCGCCAGUGUGCAGCCUUCCGAUGCAGGCGUGUACACGUGUACCUGCCGAAACCAGCUCAACACCAACCGCAGCCAGGCUGAGAUCAUCGUAGGAGUCGUUAGACCUAUCGAGGUGUUUAUUGAAGAGCCUAAAUCCCAGCGUGUGUUCCCAGGAAAUACAGUGAACUUCAUCUGCACAGCCAAGAGCAUACUCCCGGCGUACACGCUCGUGUGGACUCGUCAGGGCAGCGGCAAGCUUCCCGAACGUGCCAUGGACUUCAACGGCAUCCUCACGAUCAGGAACGUUCGGCCCGAAGACGCCGGGAUCUACGUGUGCACCGGCUCCAAUAUGUUCGCCAUGGACGAGGGCACUGCUAUCCUUUACGUCCCAGAAGGAUCUAAGGCUGAGAUGUUUUACACAGCCUAUGAAAUGUUUGAAGGACAUAGACAGCCUGGGGAAGUAACAAAGCCGACUGUCACGAUCAACCCAGCUGUCCUCAACGUCCAGCAGGGCCAACGCGUUGAGGUCCGCUGCACCGCCACUGGCAGCCCAGCACCUACAAUUGAGUGGACAGGAGGUCCGGGCAACCGCAUUAGCAGCAGAGCCAUCAUCCGAGGCGGAGUACUCACUUUCCCUUCUGUGCAGCGCUCUGAUCAGGGCGAAUACACUUGCAGAGCCUUCAACAUACACGGGGAACAUGCAGCCCGGACGGUCCUCUCUGUCUCCGGUUCUUCUGUUGAUGAGGGGGUGAAGCCUACAGUCACGAUUCAGCCAUCCCUGCUCAGAGUCCAACAGGGCACACGUGCUGAGUUCCAUUGCACUGCAACUGGCAACCCAGCUCCUUCCAUCGAAUGGACAAGAAGCCCGGGUAAGAGUAUCAGGGGCAGCACCAUCAUCAGGAAUGGUGUUCUCACCUUCCCAUCGGUUGAGCGCUCCGAUGAGGGCGACUACAUCUGCAAGGCCCUUAACACCCACGGAGAACAAGCAGCCCGGGCAGUCCUCGUCGUUCAGGGUUCUUCUGCUGUUGAGGUAUUGAAGCCUACAGUCACGAUCGACUCGCCAGUGGUCACCGUCCAACAGGGCCAACGUGCUGAGUUACGCUGCACCGCUACUGGCAACCCGACUCCUUCUUUCGAGUGGACAGGAGGUCCAGGCAACCGUAUCAGCAGCAGUGCCGUCAUCCGCGGCGGCGUUCUCAUUUUCCCCUCUGUGCAGCGCUCUGACGAGGGCGAAUACACUUGCAGAGCCUUCAACAUACACGGGGAGCAUGCAGCCCGGCUGGUCCUCUAUGUUCAGAGUUCAUCUGCUGCUAUUGUCACGAGGCCCACUGUGACCAUCCACCCGCCUGUGGUUACCAUCCAGCAGGGCCAACGUGCUGAGUUCCGCUGCACUGCCACCGGCAACCCGGCUCCUACAGUGGAAUGGACGGGAGGUCCAGGUGGUAACCGUAUCAGCAGCAGAGCCAUCAUUCAAGGCGGAGUUCUCACCUUCCCUUCUGUACAGCGCUCUGAGGAGGGUGACUACACCUGCAGAGCCGUAAACGCACACGGAGAACACACAGCACGGGCGGUCCUCUAUGUCCACAGUGCCAGUCUACCUCACGUUCAGGUGAGCCCCCAGCGGGUGGAGAUCCACGAGGGUGAGACUUUACGGCUCUACUGCAGAGCUGGAGGCUCGCCCAGUCCUGGUCUGACCUGGAAAAAGAGAGGUGGAGCUCUUCCUCCUCAGGCCAUUCCUUCUCAUGGUUUCCAUCAGUUUAAGUCCAACAGUCUCGAUGCCUUGCAGAAACGUAUUGACGAAAUGCAGGCUCGAACGGAGCGCACUGACUACGGUACUCUGCUCAUCCCCGAAGUGAAGAUGUCUGAUGCCGGCACGUAUCUGUGUAUCGGCACGAAUGCUAUCGGAUCCUCGGAGGCUGUGAUUUACGUCACUGUGAUUAAAAGUGAGACUGUCCCCUCUGAUGUCACCAUCCAAAGCACCAGUAGCACUGUGGUGCAGGGAGAGACGCUGGAACUGAACUGCAUCGUCCAAGGAAACCCUCCACCCUCAGUUAUAUGGAGCAGAGCCAAUGGCUUAGGCUUGUCCUCCAACCACCAGGUUGUUGGAUCGAAGCUGCGUAUUCUUCAGGCGUCACCGGACGACUCGGGAGAGUACAUCUGCAGGGUGUAUGGAGGCCCAGGCACUCGCCAAGCAACCAUCUACGUCUCCGUUACCUCCGAGGCAGUCCGUCACCAGAGCCCGAUCAUCUCUAUCGAGCCCCACAGUAUAGUGGUGAGGAAAGGAGAGCCAGCCAGCUUCUGGUGCCGGUUACACACCGGAGCGCAGCCCAUCCGUCUGGAGUGGAAACUCUCUUCUAAUGAGCCUUUAGCAGAUAAUGUGAAGCUCAGUCCAGACGGUUCAGAGCUCACCAUCUCCAGUGCUCAGCCAGUAAACCAGGGUGCUUACCGUUGUGUGGCCAGCAACCCAUACGGAGUCACGCACAGCAUUGCGUCUCUGAUUGUCAGAGAACCCCCCACUGCUACCGUGACACCCACUGGACCGUUGAAGGUGCAAGUGGGUGAACCCAUUAACCUGGAGUGCCAGGCAGCUGGAGAGCCACGCCCCUCUGUCACCUGGCACAGGCUGGACAACAACCGCAGGACAAUCAUGAGCAGCCCUCUGUCCAUGGAGUCCAGAGCUGUCAUGCAGAUUUUGGUUGCACGACCUGAGGACAGUGGCACAUACAUUUGCACAGCUCAGAACAGCCAGGGCAGAUCAGAGACUCGGGUGGAGGUGAUUAUAGAGGGUGGAACCCAGGUGCCAAGUGCACCCCGUGCUAUCGUGCGUGAUCCUCUGCUGGUUGUGGAAGAUGGGAAAACUGCAGUUCUACACUGCGAUGCCCACGGGUUUCCGAAACCAACGAUCACCUGGUCGAAGCUUCGUUCACCUCUUCCAUGGAGACAUAAGAUAGUCAAUAACAGUCUGAUCUUGCCCAGCGUUGGACCACAGGACUCCGGGCAGUACAUCUGCAACGCCACCAACGACCUGGGUGUCAGCGAAGUCACCAUUAUGGUGGAUGUAGAAACACCGCCACGCACCACUACUCUUCAUGAUGAUGUAGCGGUGCGAGUCGGUGAGGUCAUCAGACUGCAGUGUCUGGCACAUGGAACACCACCAAUGCGUUUUGAAUGGAGCAAGGUGGGCGGCAGGCUGCCCCCCCGGGCUGAGGUGCAGGGAGCAAACCUACAAAUCAACCUGGCUGACCCAAGCGAUGCUGGAACCUACAAGUGUAUAGCUAGCAACAAAGUGGGCAGGAGCGAGGCUGUAGCUAAAGUGUCCGUACGAUCGCCACUGUCGGUCCGUGUCUCUCCCCAGGUGGAGGUGAAGGCUCUGGGAAGUGCAGUGGAGUUCACCUGCUCAGCCAGUGGAGGACCGGAGGUCACCUUGGAGUGGCUGAAGGAGGGAGGAACACUUCCACACAAUCAUCACAUUAAAGAUGGAGUUCUGAGGAUUGAGAACUUGGAAAAGAGCAACGAGGGAAUGUACAUCUGCAGAGCAACCACGCUGUUUGGCCAGGCGCAGGAUACCGCCAAGCUCACCAUUCAAGAACCCCCCAGCGCUACCGUGACACCCACUGGACCGUUGAAGGUGCAAGUGGGUGAACCCAUUAACCUGGAGUGCCAGGCAGCUGGAGAGCCACGCCCCUCUGUCACCUGGCACAGGCUGGACAACAACCGCAGGCCGAUAAUGAUCAGCCCUCUGCCCAUGGAGUCCAAUGCUGUCAUGCAGAUUCUGGUUGCACGACCUGAGGACAGUGGCACAUACAUUUGCACAGCUCAGAACAGCCAGGGCAGAUCAGAGACUCGGGUGGAGGUGAUUAUAGAGGGUGGAACCCAGGCGCCAAGUGCACCCCGUGCUAUCGUGCGUGAUCCUUUGCUGGUUGUGGAGGAGGGGAAAACUGCAGUUCUACACUGCGAUGCCCACGGGUUUCCGAAACCCACGAUCACCUGGUCGAAGCUUCGUUCACCUCUUCCAUGGAGACAUAAGAUAGUCAAUAACAGUCUGAUCUUGCCCAGCGUUGGACCACAGGACUCCGGGCAGUACAUCUGCAACGCCACCAACGACCUGGGUGUCAGCGAAGUCACCAUUAUGGUGGAUGUAGAAACCCCGCCACACACCACUACUCUUCCUGAUGAUGUAGCGGUGCGAGUCGGUGAGGUCAUCAGACUGCAGUGUCUGGCACAUGGAACACCACCAAUGCGUUUUGAAUGGAGCAAGGUGGGCGGCAGGCUGCCCCCCCGGGCUGAGGUGCAGGGAGCAAACCUACAAAUCAACCUGGCUGACCCAAGCGAUGCUGGAACCUACAAGUGUAUAGCUAGCAACAAAGUGGGCAGGAGCGAGGCUGUAGCUAAAGUGUCCGUACGAUCGCCACUGUCGGUCCGUGUCUCUCCCCAGGUGGAGGUGAAGGCUCUGGGCAGUGCAGUGGAGUUCACCUGCUCAGCCAGUGGAGGACCGGAGGUCACCUUGGAGUGGCUGAAGGAGGGAGGAACACUUCCACACAAUCAUCACAUUAAAGAUGGAGUUCUGAGGAUUGAGAACUUGGAAAAGAGCAACGAGGGAAUGUACAUCUGCAGAGCAACCACGCUGUUUGGCCAGGCGCAGGAUACCGCCAAGCUCACCAUUCAAGCACUGCCUAAAGUGAUGAUCAACGUGCGCACCUCGGUCCAGACGGUCACCGUGGGCACCUCAGUGGAGUUCGAGUGCCAUGCCGAGGGCGACCCGGUUCCUAGCGUGCACUGGAGUAAAGGGGGAGCUCCGCUGCCUGAUCAUGUGCAGGUGAAAGGGGCCGUGCUGAGGAUCGAUCGCGUGAACGAGUCUGACGCCGGGCAGUACCGCUGCACUGCGACCAACAACGUGGGCUCCGUACAAUCUCAAGUGGUCCUUAACAUCCAGUCUUUGCCCCAGAUUGUCGCUCAGCCUGAUGCGAAAGAAGUGACUGUCGGCUCGUCCGCGAUUUUCCCCUGCAUUGCUACCGGAUACCCCGUACCAAACAUCACAUGGUCGAAGAGGGAGAACGAACUCCCACCGAAGUGUCUGCAGGAUGGCCAUGUGCUCAUUGUCCCGGGCGUCACCCAUGAGGAUUCUGGCACGUACGUGUGUACAGCAUCGAACAAGCAGGGCAAAGUGGAGGCCUUUACCAAACUCAUUGUGCACGAGCGAGUGAUGCCUUAUUUCAGUCAGGAGCCUCUGUCCUACCUCAUGCUUCCCACCAUCAAAAACUCCUACAAAGCAUUUAAGAUUCAAAUCACCUUUAGACCAGACAACGUAGACGGUCUCAUUUUGUAUUCCGGAAUGAUCCUGUAUAACGGGCAGAAGAAGAAAAUAGGGGCUGAUUUCAUUUCUCUCGGGCUUGUGGGUGGCCGCCCGGAGUUCAGGUUCGACGUAGGUUCGGGUAUGGCCACCAUCCGCUACCCGACUGCAAUAAAGCUCGGCGAGUUCCAUACAGUGCAGCUUUACCGUAACGGCACGCAAGGAUCCAUCAUAGUGGACGACAAAGCUCCCAUCUACGGGACCUCCCAGGGCAAAUUCCAAGGGCUGGAUCUGAACGAGGAGCUGUUUGUAGGCGGCUAUCCAAACUACAGCAUGAUCGCCAAAACGGCAGAGCUUAAAAGUGGCUUUGUUGGCUGCAUCAGUCAGCUGAUUAUCCAAGGGGAUGAAGUUAUUUUCAAGGAUCUGAAAAAGAAUUCGACUGGAGUGACUAACUGCCCCACUUGCAAGGAUGACCCAUGCCAGCACGGCGGAUCAUGUAAAGAAUCAGUGGAAAGUCUGUACAAGUGCACCUGCCCGAAAGGAUACACCGGAAGCAACUGCCAGCACCGCUUAUCCGAACACUGCCAUCCAGAGGCAUGUGGCCCUGAUGCCACCUGCAUUAACCGGCCCAACGGUUUUGGCUACGACUGCCGCUGCCACCUCGGCAAAUACGGACACAAAUGCAUGGACGGCACGCUGGUGACGACGCCGCUGUUCAACACUGACGAUUCGUAUAUCGCAUACCCUCCUCUCACAAACAUUCAUGACGACCUGCGUAUCGACAUCGAGUUCAAACCCAUGGACGAAGAUGGUUUGAUAUUCUUCAUUGGCGGGCAGAAGAUGAAGGUGGAGGACUUUGUCACUCUCUCGCUUGUGGACGGACAUGUGGAGUUUCGAUAUGAGCUCGGCACAGGCCAGGCCUUGCUGCGGAGUCAGGAGCAGGUAUCUGUAGGUCAGUGGCACCAUGUGACAGCAGAACGCUCUAAACAGGACGGCAUUCUGAGGCUAGACGAUGGGCCCGAGGUCAAGAGGUCAUCUCCCGGGAAGGCUAAGGGUCUCAAUGUCCACACGUCCAUGUUCCUGGGUGGCGUGCCGAAUAAGGAUAUCCUGCCCAAACCUGCCAACGUCAGCAUGUUCUACGACGGCUGCAUCGGAGAGGUGUCUAUCAAUGGAAAGAAGAUCGAUCUGUCCUACACUUUCACAGAGAGCAGGGCCAUCCGUCAGUGCAUUGACGCCAGCCCGUGUGACCGCAGGCCGUGUCAGUAUGGUGGCACCUGCAUGCCCAGCGCUGAGUACGAGUUUCAGUGCCUCUGCAGAGACGGCUAUGACGGGGAGCGCUGUGAGCUGGUGAGGGACACUUGUUUGGACUCGUCUCAGUGCCACAACGGAGGCAGCUGCGUGAGCGGUCACUGCGUGUGUGCUGCAGGUUACGCGGGCCUCUUCUGCAGGGAAGGGCAGGAGACCAACGUCAUCGAGGCGCCGUGGAAUUUGGAGGGCAGCGGGGUGAACGAUUCCCCGGUACAAUACGCUGCAUUUUUCCACGAUGACGGCUACCUCGGCCUUCCCAAACAAAUGUUUCCACGCAGUGCGCCUGAGGCACCCGAGACUAUCGAGCUGGAGAUAAACACGCUCUCUUCGGACGGCCUCAUUCUGUGGCAGGGGGUGGAAUCAGGAGACAAGGGAAAAGGCAAGGACUUCAUAAGCGUUGGCUUACAAAACGGACAUGUGGUGUUCAGUUACCAGCUGGGAAGUGGAGAGGCAGAAAUCCUCUCAAAGGAACGCAUUAAUGAUGGACGCUGGCACAAACUCACUGCAGUCAGGACAGGAAAGCAGGGCUACAUCCAGGUAGAUGACAGGACGCCUCAGCACGGACAGUCCCCCGGCAGGAGUGUCAUGGUAAACACCAAAGGCAGCAUCUACCUGGGUGGAGCCCCAGACAUGGCUGCUCUCACUGGUGGGAAGUUCUCCUCAGGCAUCACAGGUUGCGUGAGGAACCUGUCUCUGCUUAACGCCCGGCCGGGAGAACAGGCGUCGCAGCCCAUCGACCUGCAGCACCACACUGGAGACGGCAAAAACGUGCAGCGCUGCUCAUCGUAGACGAACGCGCUGCAGCGCCACCUAGAGACUGAGAAAAUACUCACACACACUGCAGGAGAGACACGGGUCUCAGACACCUAAAGGACUGCAGAUGCAUUUCACUUGCAUUUUACACACACACACACACAUGCAUACAAAUACAAAAGACUGUUCUUACAAACGUACAGGAUUGCAUUUCACUUCCAUUUUAACCUUCGUACACACACGUACCGCAAGAGCCAUACAGGGGUCUCUGAGACAGCCAAAGUGUUUUUGCUUUGUGUUUAACCUACACACUCACACACACUGAUAUAUUCUCUUGGUGCCUUACUGCUGCCAAAAAUCUUUUUUUUUUUUAUCUCUGUGCUGCAUAAACCAAAAGAGGGAGAGAGUAAAUGCUACAUCUUUCAUUAAAUGUCGGAUAAUGAAGGACGAUUACAUGGGAAAUCAGUUUACAUAGUCCUGCAGUAGUUUUUUUUUUGGCAUGAGAGAGAGUGGGAAUUUCUAAAAAAGACAAAAAAAAAAAUACAUGACAUGGUUUCACUGAUGGCUCGGAUCCUACGUGGUCGGAAAUGAUGUUUUUACAGCACUGAAUUUUUAUUUAUAUGCAUAUAAAUAUAUGGAUCUAUAUUAAAUAUUUGUGUCGGGAAGGACGCUAAUUAACCCUAGCCUGUUUUUUGUUUUUUUCCUCAAGUUUUUUUUUCCCUCUAGGUCCUAAUAAUGUGUGUCUAAGGCUUGUGCGCUGAGCUGUGUUUAAUACUUGAAGACUCUGCAGCCUUUCGUUUCUUCUCUGUUCUUUCUAAGACGGUUUAGACACUUAUAGAACACAGGGACAAGGGGAGGGGGAGUUGGAAGUGUGGGGGGAG